Molecule: messenger RNA, 2262 nt
Organism: Hydatigera taeniaeformis
Lineage: Eukaryota; Metazoa; Platyhelminthes; Cestoda; Cyclophyllidea; Taeniidae
Source: the annotation of a GenBank genome assembly
AUGUCGCCGAUAGUUCUAGCCAUCUUGAUCUAUUUGACAUGCUCAGAUCAACAUUCAAUAACCGUCACACGUUUUCCGUCGACGCGCAGCUUUGCUCUCGACGGUCGUGUCACAGUUUCUGGUGUAGAGGUACGCUUUUCUGAUCCAAAACUGCAACCAGUGCACACGAUAUAUGGUCUGCGCUAUGCAUCUCUUGGCGGUGAAGGGGAUAGUGUAGUGUCAGGUCCUGGGAACGCGGAUGUCGGAGAGUCCUAUCAUCAUGCCGCGAAAAGGCGUUUCAUGCACUCUGUUGCGGCAUUCAUAUAUGAAACGCCGGCCCGUGGCCACCUGCAAAAGACUGGACCCCCACCUGAGUGCCCUCAGCCACGAAGAGCACAGUCGGAGCAUGACAAUUCUUUUGAUGAUUGGACAGCCAGGAUUGACACCACUGUCGCUUCCUCCCACCAUCUCUUGCAAAACCCUCAACCUGCCACUCAGCCUGAGGACUGCCUGACGUUAAACAUCUUUGUCCCUGAGGCAGGCGCGGAAAACAUCAAUGGGCAUGUGCUUCCAGUGCUCAUUUUUGUGCACGGUGACUCCUACGAGCAUGGAUCUGGGAAUGCCUAUGAUUUCAGCCUCUUUUCAAGCCUUGGCAGCGUUAUUGUAGUCACACUCAACUACAGGCUUGGUGUUUUGGUGUGGCCAACAGGAAAUAUACCUUUUCACUUACAAGGUCCAAAUUACUAUGGAAUAAAAAGACUCGUUCUUUUCGACGGAUCAGCCAACGCACCAUGGGCUACGUCUGUAUGCGACACCGACAUCAAGUCACUUAUUGAAUCCAAGUUUCAAAUCCAACAGUCUUCCUCUGCCACCGUUUUCGAUCUGCUUCAGGACCUCCCCAUUUCAUCCAUCCUCGAAAUUCAGCGGAAUCUGUCCCGCCUAGGUCUCGAGAGAUGUUUCGCUCCUUUGCCACGAAAACAGCAGGUUGUAACCAAGAGACCAACACUUUUCGAUCGGGUCGAUCUCAUGUACGGGCAGACAGAAUUCGCGGGAUCCCUUUUUUACCGCAAUGCAGCAAUUGAAAGCAGUGUGAACAAAUUCAUGCCAGCAUUGAGCUACCUACUAGAACAUAUAUUUCAAGUCUCCGCUUAUCCGUUGAAUGACCUGCUGAAAUACAUUUACGUGCAAUCUGACACGUGGACCGAAAAUGAUGAUAUUAAUGAGGAAAAAACCAAGAUUUACAAAAUUUUCACCGACGCCUUGUUCUGGACGCCUGGCCUGGCAACCCUUAGGCAGCAUGAAACCGGACAGGAGCAGAACUCGGAAUUCGGUUCACCGGGAUCCUCUCGAUAUGCUGUUCACUUUUCUCGGGCGGGCUAUGGUGACGAUCUUAAUCUACUUCUCGGUUCACCAUUUCUUUCGGUCUUCCAACUCAAGACCAACAUAAAAAGACGUGUCAGUAACCCUGUUUUAGGUAAGCCAAUUGUCGGAUUCAAUGAGCCGUCGCCACCGAACGAUGUACUCGAUGUUACUUCAGCUUAUAGAAAUCACUACACGACCUUUUGGAUGAAUGUAUUUCCUAAAAUCGCUGCUAAUAAUAGGAGAACGCCUCCAUGUAAGGGCAGAGCUGUAACCCACUUUGCAGUGCCUGAAGUUCAGUACAAGGAGGCCACAAAGAAUGGACACACUUCAGCACCUUCCAAAUCAAUCGAGCAAGCGCCAAUGAGUGAGCACCAUUUUGCCGUUUCCAAUGAAACAGUAGAAUUUCCAUCUUUCUACGACACAAGUCAGGUGCCGUCCUCAACACCUGGAGAUGCAAAGGAGGGCUAUAAGCGAAUUUUUCUGCUCACAAUAGUUGUGGGUCUCUCCUUAUUCCUUCUCAACAUUGUCUUUACUGCAACCUUCUACUUUUGCCAUCAACAACGCAAGGAUGGAUCCAGCGGUAUCCUUAUCUCAGCUUCCGAGGCGGAUCACAGAGAAAACAAAAAUCAUCCACCCACAAAGCCGACAAACGCAAUGACAGGUUGUCACCAGUCGGUGGUGAAGUUACCUCUACUCGGCUCGGCUCUGGAAACACCAUUUCAGCAGGCAACAGCAAAAUUGCAGACAAACUUCCAAGAUGUUGCCUUUGAGACACUACAAGGCUCACCCAAUCAGCUGAGACAAGUGUAUCCACCGGGUGGGAACCGAACUACACCGAUGACAGACCACCGAACCAUCAUGGCGUUGGACUCCAGUCAAAAGAAAGAAGAGCACGAAAGACCCAGUGCUUGUAUGAUCUGA